AUGUCUACCUCUAAUGUUGUUCCAAAGUGUGAAGAGGUUGCUAUUUGGGGCAUUAAGGAUCUUUAUCCUUUGCCCAGCAUCUUAACAUUGUUGUGUUCUCAAAGAAAAUUCAAAGAGUGGAAGUACCUAUUAAUGAUGCCUGAUCUUCCGUUCCAAGUUGGGGAUUUGGCUGAGUCAAAAUCCUUUCAAAGUGGUUUUCGUGGUGCAUGGUUUCGUUGCAGGAUUAGAGAUAUCCGCACAAAAAAUGGCGUCAUAUCCCAUCUAUUGGAGUAUUUUGACUACACUGACCAAAAGCCAAGUUGGAUCAAGUUGUAUCAAAAGUCUCUAACUAAUAUAGGCAAGUCAAAGGGCAUCAACAAGGAAUUGAUGUUGCGACCUUCAUUUCCUACAUCCUCUCACGAAAGUGAUAAGCUUGAUGCAAAUACCAUAUCAAAAGUGACUGUUAUUGUUAAUAACAAUUGGAAGGUUGGGGAUUUGGUAGAUUGGUAUACAGAUGGUUGCUAUUGGUCGGGAAGUGUGGCUAAAGUAUUGGGGAAUCAUAAAGUUCAGAUUAGUUUGCUACCUCCUCCACUGGGUGAAGGGUUAUCUUAUGAAGCAUUAAGCAAGGAUUUGCGCCCAUCUUUAGACUGGUGUCCAGAAAAAGGUUGGACUGUUCCUAUGCCUAUGGGAGAUGAAUGCAGGCAACCUUGUGCUCGAAUAAUCUAUCCAGCAAAUUCUGAUGAAACAGUAAAGGAUGGUCAGCAUACAGUAAGGACAUAUCCUUCUCCUUCGUCUUCAAAUUUGGAAGACUGUCUAGGUAGAUCCAUGGCAUGGACAAAGCAGAGCAACAGUGAUAUAAAUGGUAUGGAGAUUGACGAGUUUGAUAACGUUUCAAGUUUGCACAUCAUGGAUGCAUCGAUUCAGAAUUCGGAAAUGGCUACCAUCAAUGGUAGAUAUAAUGAGUAUCCGACAAAGAAGAGAAGCGACAGAAGCCUUUGUCUUAAUUCCGUGUCUUCCAAUACUAUAGAAGCUGCAGUGAUGGACUUGGAGGAACUUGUGAAUAGGAUUAAAUGGUUAAGGAGUGUGUUGAAUUUGAGGGUGUCGCCUUUAUCGGAUACUAAGCAGCCUUCUUGGGAGUUUUCGCAACAUCAUGCACCAUUUAAAUGA
Sphenostylis stenocarpa is the source of this 1146-nucleotide messenger RNA. NCBI's taxonomy places the organism in Eukaryota, Viridiplantae, Streptophyta, Magnoliopsida, Fabales, Fabaceae. The record is from the annotation of a GenBank genome assembly.